AUGGAAAGUGAUCAUGAUAUCGUCUCUGGUGAUGAGUGCCCUUCUGAUGAUUCUUUAUACUCACCGCAAUUACAAAUUCACAUCGACGACAGUUAUGAUGAAAAUAUCAGCGAAGAAGAGUCUUUUGACACUGCUGAAUGUAACCCAGGGCUCAAAAGCGACGCACAAUUUCUUGUUUUCUGGUCUUGUCUGUUGACAUUAUUUCAAGUUUGUUUCACGUGUUUACAAAAAACGUGCAUUACUCGUGUGGUAAAACGUGGAACUCUUAUCAUUGUUACUAGUAUUUGUCCAAAUAAACAUGUUUUCAGCUGGCAGUCUCAACCUAUCGUAAAUGGAAGAGCAGCAGGGAACUUAUUACUUUCUGCAGCCAUAUUGUAUUCCGGAAACACAUACGCCCGCAUUGCCGAAAUGAUGAGUAUUUUGAGGCUUCAGUUUAUCUCUAAGUCCACCUUCUAUGAUAUUCAAAGGUCCGUUCUUUUUCCAAAAUUAAACACUUUUUAUAAAAAAUAUCGAAAUAACAUUUAUUCUGAGUGCGCUGCGAAAGAAGGGAAUUUGAUUGGUGAUGGGCGAAGUGACUCUCCAGGUUACAGUGCAAAGUAUGGUACGUACACUCUAAUGAGCGUAGACAUCAAUAAAAUCAUCGACUUUCAAGUUGUUCAUGUUAGAACUGCAGGGAAUUCUAGUCGAAUGGAGAAGUGGGGAUUAGUAACGCUACUAAAUAAGCUGCGUGACCACAAAGUGACAGUUUCAGCAUUAACAACAGAUCGCCAUGUUCAAAUCCGCGCAUUCAUGAAGAAAGAACAUCCUGAGAUAAACCACCAGUUCGACGUUUGGCACUUUGGAAAAAGCUUGAAAAAAAGCUUGACUGCUGCUGCGAAGCGCAAAGAAUGUCUUGAGCUGAUACCUUGGAUCAAAUCCAUUAUAAAUCAUUUAUGGUGGUGCUGCGCUUCAUGCGACAAAAAUGAAAACGUUUUACGUGAAAGGUGGCUUAGCAUUCUUUAUCAUAUUCGUGGAAUCCACUCUUGGCAAGGCAAUGAAUAUUUCCAUGAAUGUGCGCACCCCACAUUAGACCAGCAACGCAAAUGGUUAAAGUUGAAUUCACCUGCAUAUGAAGCAGUGGAGACUAUUGUGCAAAAUAAAAAAACUCUUGCCGACAUGAACUAUUUGGCGCACUUUUGCCAUACGGGAAGCCUAGAGGUAUUCCAUUCUUUGCUUACCAAAUAUUGCCCGAAACGUAUUCAUUUCAGCAUGGAAGGUAUGAUCGCGCGCACGCAGCUGGCUGUCCUUGAUUUUAACUCGGGGACUAAUUGUGAACAGGCUGUUACCAAAAAAGGAGUACUCCGCUAUAAACAAGUCUUUUCACGAGUAACACAAUCCUGGGUCGUAAAAAAAAUUACCGAGAAGAAAGAAAAGGCGUAUUUAGCAGAAUUAAUGACGGCUACUUUGGAACCAAUCGACAACGAAAAAGAUAAGUUACCACAAACAGGAGAAAUUGCUGAAAGAAUAACAGAGGUUGAAAAACCCGACAAAAGCGAUGCCAUUAAAGCCAUCAGGACAAGAUUUAAAACGUGACUUUUUUAUUUUUUUAUUUUUAUUCAACUUUCUUUGAAUAAAACAUAUUUUUCA
Hydractinia symbiolongicarpus is the source of this 1626-nucleotide messenger RNA. RefSeq lists its product as uncharacterized. Bases 1 to 1572 code for a protein of 523 amino acids. The record is from RefSeq and is a predicted model, not a curated record. The transcript has a single exon. NCBI's taxonomy places the organism in Eukaryota, Metazoa, Cnidaria, Hydrozoa, Anthoathecata, Hydractiniidae.